Cetraspora pellucida is the source of this 999-nucleotide messenger RNA. Lineage: Eukaryota; Fungi; Glomeromycota; Glomeromycetes; Diversisporales; Gigasporaceae. The record is from the annotation of a GenBank genome assembly.
AUGACUACCUUUCAAGAUAUUAUUAAAACUCUGGUCCUUAAGUCAGAUGAAUUUACCGCGGUUCACGCGCGAAUCGCGUUAGAUGCGAUAAUGAAACGACAAGCGACAUCAGCUCAGGUUGCUGCUUUUUUGGUCGCUUUGAAGUUAAACAAUAAAGAGUAUGUUCCGGAGAUAAUAGCAGCUUGUUCUGAAUCCUUACAUAACUUUGCCUUGGAAAUAGACUUUUCAUUGUAUAAUGGUUUACAUGAUUCUCUCAUUGAUGUGGUUGGAACUGGUGGCGAUGGAAUGGAUACUUUUAACGUUUCAACCACUGCAGCAAUAGUCAUUGCCGGUGCUGGAUGCAAAGUAGCUAAAUUUGGUAACAGAGCUGCUUCAUCACGAUGUGGAUCUGCGGAUAUUCUUGAAAAAAUCGGAUGCAAACUCACUAACGUAACACCUUCAAACGUUCCACACAUAAUUAACUCUACGAAUUUUUGUUUUCUUUUCGCGCAAACUUUUAAUCCUGCCGUAAAGCAUGUAGCGGACACGCGACGCGAGAUUGGUAUACCAACCAUAUUCAAUUUAUUAGGACCUUUGAGUAAUCCAGCAAGGCCUAAACGGGUUGUAAUGGGUAUACAUUCAAAGUUUUUAGGAAAACUGAUGGCUGAUGUGUUGGCAUUAAAGGGAGUUAAGGAAGCUAUGGUAGUUCAUGGUGAUAUUGGAUUAGACGAAAUCAAAGAAUACGUCGUCACACCAUCCGAUUUUGGAUUGCCUAGUCAUCCAAUAAGUGCAGUUAAAGGAGGUACUCCUACCGAUAAUGCAGAACUUUUAAUUCGGCUGCUCUCUAAUGAAUAUGAAGGACCGAUUUUAGAUUUCGUGCUUUUAAAUUCUUCUGCUGCAUUGGUUGUUUCUGGACUAGCAAAAGAUUUUAAGGACGGUGUAAGAGUAGCUCGUGAAAGUAUUUUAAGUGGUCGUGCUAAAAAUGCACUUGAGGAAUUCAAGAGACAAAUAAAGGACUGA